This is a messenger RNA of Amphibalanus amphitrite, 1291 nucleotides long. Its product is annotated as EEF1A lysine methyltransferase 1-like. Gene Ontology annotation, biological process: methylation. Gene Ontology annotation, molecular function: nucleic acid binding; protein-lysine N-methyltransferase activity. Bases 158 to 1009 code for a protein of 283 amino acids. The transcript is spliced from 6 exons. The record is from RefSeq and is a predicted model, not a curated record. NCBI's taxonomy places the organism in Eukaryota, Metazoa, Arthropoda, Thecostraca, Balanomorpha, Balanidae.
CGUAUAUUCUGACAAGGAUGACGCAUACAGUCAUUUUUUGGCGCAGUCACAUGGCUUGAAUCUCAAGCUUUGGCUGAUUUUCGAUAAGUGGUGGUAUCUGCAUGGUGAAUUGAUGGCUGCGUGGUCGCUGGAUUUUUAGGUGGAUCGAGGUCGCUAAAUGACAAUCGUGAGAAACCCCGUCAUCUCACCAGACCUUUUGAAUUUCGAAGUUAUGUCUGAAGUUAACGUCAACGAAGCAUACCAAGAAGGCAACGGCGCCAAAAUAACAUCAACUAGUAAAGAAGAGAUCGAUCAGAGUGAAGAUGUAAAGGAAAAGCGAUCACCAGCCGCUGAAGAUCAGGACGAAGAGGAUGACGUGCAGCUGUCGGCAUUCACCAUGUCUGCGCUGCAGGAGUUCGUCUCCGAGCAGCUGGAGCGGGAGCAGCGUAGGCAGCAGGCGGAGCAGCUGGCGCAGGAUGCCGCCAAGGACCCCGACCAGCUGGCAGAUUUCGAAGAGGACUGGCAACUGAGUCAGUUCUGGUACGAUGAUGCUACGUGUCGUGUUCUGGCGUCCGAAGCGCUGCGGCUAGCUGGUCCGUCGGGUCGUGUGGCCUGCCUGUCCAGCCCCACGCUCUACCGGCACUUGCGCAAGGUCCGACCGCCUGAACUGAAACUGACACUGUUUGAGUACGACCAGCGAUUCAGUGUGUUCGGCCCAGAGUUUGUUCUGUACGACUACCGCUCCCCGCUGGAUGUACCUGGUGACCUACGCGAACAGUUUGACCUCGUGGUCGCUGAUCCACCGUUCCUCUCGGAAGAAUGCCUCACAAAGACCGCAGUCACCGUUCGGCUGCUGGCCAAACAGCACAUUCUUCUGUGUACUGGUGCCCAAAUGGCCCCGCUGGCCGGUCGCCUACUCGGCCUCCAUGAGUGCCGGUUUCGACCAGCGCAUGCGAACAAUCUGGCGAAUGAGUUCCGCUGCUUCGCCAGCUAUGACUUGGACAGCCACGUCUCGAAGGGUACUACAUGACACCAGUGCAGCAGGGAACCGGGGGGGGGGGGGGGGAGGAUAUUGGGAACUGGUGUUAUUCGUCUGGCACGUGACAAGCUGACAAAUAAUGCGUAAGCAAGAGUGAUAACGACAGCUGGCCGGUGCAGUAGUACUUCAUGUCGUAAGUGAAGCCGAUUCGUGCUGGCCUGACCCUGGGUAUGUUCAGGAAAAGCGUGGCAAAUUGCAAGAUGCGUUGUCAUUUACGAGAAAUGUGCUGAUGUAUGCUACAUAAACAGUAAUUAAUACAAUAAAAUUCAUCCA